CCCUCAGCGGCUGCGGGCAGAGGCAGGAGGCGCCGCGGAGGCAGCGGGAGCCGGGGACGGAGAAGCCGCAGAAAAGACUGAAGAAGAACCGUCAGGGCCUCAGAAAUUGGAGGACUCUUUGAGGGCUCUCAGGUGACCCAUCCUGAGUCCAAGACGCUUCUUGUCAUUGAAUCGUGGAGCUGGUAGAGCGCUCGCAAGACUUCCCGCUGAGGACUUGUGGAAUGCUGUGAAGACUCCCACUGCCCCGCAGCCCUAGGCAGAUCACCGUCGGGAUUGUCUCCACCCGAAGGAAGUUCAUCCACGACAGAGUUCCCGGUCUUCCACGAUGAACCCUGUUUACAGCCCCGUUCAACCUGGGGCUCCCUACGGAAACCCGAAGAACAUGGCUUACACAGGUUACCCGACGGGAUAUCCCACCGCGGCCCCAGCCUACAACCCCAACAUGUACCCAACCAGCAGCCCCGGCUACGCCCCAGCUACACUUCUGAUGAAGCAAGCCUGGCCACAGACCUCCUCGUCCUGUGCCACGGAGGGCACCUUCCACCUCCCAGUGGACACUGGGACCGAGAACAGAACUUAUCAGGCUUCUUCUGCAGCAUUCAGGUACACUGCGGGGACUCCCUACAAGGUCCCACCGACCCAGAGCAACAACGCGCCCCCUCCCUACUCUCCGUCUCCGAACCCGUACCAAACGGCGAUGUACCCCAUCAGAAGUGCCUAUCCCCAGCAGAAUCUGUACACCCAGGGAGCUUACUACACCCAGCCGGUGUACGCGGCGCAGCCUCACGUCAUCCAUCACACCACCGUGGUGCAGCCCAACAGCAUCCCGUCGGCGAUCUACCCGGCCCCCGUGGCUGCGCCCAGGACCAACGGCGUGGCCAUGGGCAUGGUCGCGGGGACCACCAUGGCCAUGUCGGCAGGAACCUUGUUGACCACCCCACAACACACCGCAAUCGGAGCACAUCCAGUUUCCGUGCCAACGUACAGGGCUCAAGGAACCCCCACGUACAGCUACGUACCUCCACACUGGUAAACCCACCGGCCAAGUCAUAUCCAGAGUCAGACAUCGUAUGCAACUCCACAAGUCUUACAUCGGGGCUGCGGCCGCCGGACUGCAGCACCUCGUCUGUUUGCGAGAACAAAAGAAAACAAAAAAAAAAAAACAAAAAAAAGGAAAAAAAAAAA
Molecule: messenger RNA, 1185 nt
Organism: Anas platyrhynchos (mallard)
Lineage: Eukaryota; Metazoa; Chordata; Aves; Anseriformes; Anatidae
Gene: FAM168A
Product: family with sequence similarity 168 member A
Source: RefSeq, a predicted model, not a curated record